AUGAAGCUGUCCACCAUCUUCCUUUUGCUGUCCCCCCUGGGACUCAGCGCCGCCUCCUCGCCCACCGAUCACUCGUGCGGCAAGCUCGGCGUCAUGACCGUGGACCGGUCCAAGCUCCCGCUCAACGUCGACCCAAACAACAUCCGCGAGUGCGCCGACCAUCCGGAGGGCGGCAGCAAAGCCAGCCGCCGAGACCCCGAAGCCGCCGCCGAGUGCUGGUUUGGCAAGCCGAGCGGCUGCAGCAGCGGGUACUGCUUCAAGACGUGUGGCAACGGCGGGGAGUGGUGCUGGACGGCGUCCAACGGGGGCUACGGGGACUGGAUCACCUGCAAGAGCGACUCGGCGUGCAGUACGGACCAGGCGUGCGGCCAGGGCGACAACUGCAGUGCCUGCGGGUGCAGAUGCUGA
Molecule: messenger RNA, 408 nt
Organism: Purpureocillium takamizusanense
Lineage: Eukaryota; Fungi; Ascomycota; Sordariomycetes; Hypocreales; Ophiocordycipitaceae
Exons: 1
Coding region: 1-408 (135 amino acids)
Source: RefSeq, a predicted model, not a curated record